AUCUUGUAUAUUGGGAAAAUUAAAGCUGUUCUUCGAUGCAGAUGUACAGCAGUGGUAAUCCAACUAACAUUGCAAAUCCUGUAAAAGAUGCGAGAGUUCAGCUUGAUAUCAGCAGAAGAGUUGGAGGAAGGUUAACCCUCUACCAAUCUACUCUUUGUGAAAUGAUUCCAUUUAAUCAGCUCAAUGAUGAUUUGAAUCUUGAUCCGCAAGGCUAUCUUUACCCAUACAAUGUAAAUGAUAUCCAACUUAUUUGUUGCCAACCUGAUGCAAGUACUCUGUGGCUGGUUCCGGAUGUGGUUCAGAGAAGAUUCAUUCUGUCUCUUAAAGAGAUGGAUGUUAAAUUUUCUUGGGUUCUUACAAGGGACAGGCCUAAGGGAAAGGAGGUAGUGAAAUAUGAAAGAAGUCUUGCUCCUGCGGAUUGUCCAAAGCCAUCGGAAGUUAAGAAAGUUCUAAAUGGUUCAACCAAUAGCUUCCGCGUGUAUAAUAUAUAUCCAAGAUAUUUUCGUGUGACUGGUUCAGGGGAAGUUAGGCCUAUCGAACAGGAGGAAAAUGAUGUUAGCGCGGAUAUCAUUUUAAAUCGGGGAGUCUCUGAGUGGUGGUCCUUCCAUGAUAUCAACUCGCUGGAUGUAAAAGGCUGUGGAGGGUUGCGAGGGCCUAUGGCCAUAAUUGUAUCAGAGGAAACACCGCAGGGAUUGCUAGGUGAAACUCUCAGCAAAUUCAGUAUAUGGGGUCUCUAUAUCACAUUUGUUUUAGCAGUUGGCCGCUUCAUCAGACUGCAGUGCUCCGACUUGCGAAUGAGAAUCCCAUAUGAAAAUCUUCCUUCAUGUGACAGAUUGAUUGCCAUCUGUGAGGAUAUAUAUGCUGCAAGAGCAGAGGGUGAGCUUGGAGUGGAGGAAGUCCUAUACUGGACACUGGUGAAGAUAUAUAGGUCUCCGCACAUGUUGCUCGAGUAUACUAAGCCUGAUUAGUCCAAGAAGAGUUUGCUCUCAACUGCAGAGUUUGACAACCGAUAUUUGUCCUAACGGAUAUGUAGAAGAGACACUAACCAAUACCAUAGAGUUCAUCUCUUUUCCUCGCAGUCAACAUGACAAACUUCCCAAUGUCUUUUUUUUAGCUUGAAGUUGGGAAGGAUCAUAUGUAUUGAUUCCUCAUGCUGAAACCUCCAAAAAUAGAUGUUAGAAACAUUUGUAAAUAUAGGUCAGGGUGCAAAAUAUAGCAACAAUUUUGUGUAAUAUACUUUUUUGGCAUAGAAAAGGUUCUCAUCUA
Nicotiana tabacum (common tobacco) is the source of this 1266-nucleotide messenger RNA. The record is from RefSeq and is a predicted model, not a curated record. NCBI's taxonomy places the organism in Eukaryota, Viridiplantae, Streptophyta, Magnoliopsida, Solanales, Solanaceae.